Molecule: messenger RNA, 5386 nt
Organism: Syngnathus acus (greater pipefish)
Lineage: Eukaryota; Metazoa; Chordata; Actinopteri; Syngnathiformes; Syngnathidae
Gene: samd4a
Product: sterile alpha motif domain containing 4A
Exons: 13
Coding region: 629-2785 (718 amino acids)
Biological process (GO): negative regulation of translation; regulation of mRNA stability; nuclear-transcribed mRNA poly(A) tail shortening
Cellular component (GO): P-body
Molecular function (GO): protein binding; mRNA binding; translation repressor activity
Source: RefSeq, a predicted model, not a curated record
UUAGAGCAGGCGCAGGCCGACCUGGAGGGAGAGACGGAGGAAAAGUUAGUCAAGAUGGCAAAACCCUCAGACCCAGAGUAAAGGGGCACCGCUCCCCCCAAAAGAUUGCGCCUGUCGCCCCUCUUCAGACAAAGCCAACGGUGCAAACUGCGCAAUAAGGCCCUCAAGGGGUUCAUUGAAGAUGGUGCCUGUGGUGCAGGAUCUAAUGUGACAUAUUGCGAAGUGGAAAGUUAACUCAUCAAAUAUCAAUUCCUCUGUCGGUGAGUAAUUAUCUGAGGGCAAAUUAUAUCACCCAGCCAGCAGCGAUAGAAGCACUUGCAUCCUCUCACUGGAAGACAGAUCUCCUCCAGAAGGAAUACUUUGUGGAUCAACACGUGUUGGCACUGACAAGACCACCGUCUUGCUGCUGCCAGAGCUAAGAAUGGCCUUGCACAGCUUCACCUAACUCCAUUAUAGAUCUCAAGAAACUUACUCGGUUUUAUCCAGAACGUCAGUGGAAAGUUUAGGGAAGAUAUAUCUGGGAGUCCCUUCUCCCCCUGCAGCCCCUCCCAAACCAAAAAAAAGCUGCUUUGGGAACCCCGGCAGCACCGCUGUUACCUCACCCCUACUGCCGCCCCUCUCCCAGACCAUGAUGUUUCGCGAUCAGGUGGGCAUACUAGCCAGCUGGUUCAAAGGGUGGAAUGAGUGUGAGCAGACAGUGGCUCUGCUGUCUUUGCUGAAGAGGGUGAGCCGGACCCAGGCUCGUUUCCUGCAGCUCUGUCUGGAGCACUCCCUCGCAGACUGCACGGAGCUCCAGGUUCUGGAGGCAGAUGCCAACAAUUCAGAGGUUAUCAGCCAGUGGCAAAGCGAGCCAAAAGAACGUGUCAUCUCUCUUGUCCUCACCCAUUUGCCAUUGCUCAAACCGGGCAAUAUAGAAGCCAAGGGCGAGUACAUGCGCCUACUACCACGCAUCCUUGCGCACACUAUCGAACAUGGCCGCCACCUGGAAGAGUCUCGCCAACUCUUAUCCUAUGCCCUCAUCCACCCUGCCACCUCCCUGGAGGACCGUGCUGCAUUGGCCCUCUGGCUCAACCAUCUUGAAGAAAGGGCCGCUGCCACGGGAGACUCACUCGAAAGGCCAUCGCCUGCCGGCCCGCACCACCAUCAGUCCACUCCACCGUCUACCCUUACAUCAUCGGGAUCCUCCACCAACAGUUCCUCUUCAGGUAACCUAUAUGCUUUGCAUCACCACCAGCGAUACGGCUCGGACGAUCGCCUCAAUGGAUGGCAAAGCAACAGGGAUUCAGGGCUCGGAAGAGGCUGGCAGCAGCAGGGCUGUGAGAACGGACACCUGCCUCUCUACCCGUCAUCCUCUGUACCAGCAACCAUCAACACAAUCGGAACUGGUGGCAGUGGUAAUGCCAUCCUAACGAGUGGAAGUGGCAACCAGCCACACAGUCCUCUGAAGCGCUCAGUGUCUCUAACUCCACCAAUGAGUGGCCCAAACAACCAUCCUAUGGGUCCUGUCUGGCUGUCCCAGGAAGAUCUGCGUAGUAGUAGAGGCCCAGCCCCCGAUCACGCGCCCCUCUCCCCUCAAAGCAGCAUUGCUUCCUCAGGCAGCGGAGGAAGUGAACAUCUGGAAGAGGCCAGUUUGGGAGGAGGUUUAAGUCUACAUCGCAGUUGCUUCCAUGAGGAGGGCAGUGGCAUGAGGGAUGUUCCUGCAUGGCUGAAGAGUCUCCGUCUUCAUAAGUAUGCAGCGCUGUUUUCUACCAUGACCUAUGAUGAAAUGAUGUCACUGACUGAAGAACAACUGGAGGCACAGAAAGUCACCAAAGGAGCAAGACACAAGAUUGUUAUUAGUAUUCAAAAGCUAAAAGAGAGACAAAACCUGCUGCGCAGCCUUGAAAAAGAUGUAUUAGAGGGCAGUAAUCUGCGUGUACCGCUGCAAGAACUUCAUCAGAUGAUCAUGACGCCUAUCAAGGCUUUCAGUAGUGGCGAGGAGACGUCCUUGCAGCGCCCUCUCCUGAAUCCGGAAUCCAAAAGCUCUGCACCUGGAUCACAUCUCGCUGGAGGAGGUGGAGAGGCUGAGGCAAGCUCAAGUGUCAUUGCAGAGGGGGAUCUACCAAGCCAGUUCACUCGUGUCAUGGGCAAAGUUUGCACUCAGCUUCUGGUGUCAAGGUCAGAUGAGGACAACAUCAGCUCCUACCUACAACUCAUUGACAAGUGUCUUAUCCAUGAGUCCUUUGGUGAAACUCAAAAGAAGAGGCUGUUGUCAUGGAAACAGCAGGUCCAGAGGCUGUUCAGAUCCAUUCCGAGAAAAACGCUCCUUGACAUUGCAGGUUACCGAACGCAGAGGAGCAGUCGUGGAUUCGGUCAGUCCAAUUCCCUCCCUACCACAAGCUGUGUUGGGGGCAGUGUUAUGGCACGGAGAAGCCUUCGGCAGUUCCAGAUGCCCUCGAGGAGUUUACCAGGUGCAAGGCUAGGCCUGCUAAGCAGUAGUGGCCUGCUGGGACCCACGCCUCGCAGUAGCAGCAGCACACCCACGGGCCCCAAGCAGGGGAGACAGGGUCUGUGGUUUGCCAAUCCUGGAGGCAGCAACAGUAUGCCGAGUCGAACUCACAGCUCCGUGCAACGGACCCGCUCCCUGCCUGUUCAUACAACUCCGCAAACUAUGGUCAUGUUCCAACAAGCUGAUCUUCAGUUGCCAGUUACGGAGCCGGACAUCAACAAUCGCCUUGAAUCUUUAUGUCUCAGUAUGACAGAGCAUGCAUUGGGAGAUGGUGCUGAUCGCACAUCGACAAUAUGAAAUGAGAACCUGGAUAAGAGCAGCGGAACCGUGCGCUGGGUAGCUUCAGAAGGCCCUCUCACAACAAGUCACCCUGAGGUCAUCUGCCCUCCAGUGCCCUCUCCCGUAGCCAAAGUAGAGCUCAACCAAGGGACUGGGAGGCAUCCGAGAAACACAAGCCAACACAUUGGCUGCGUCGAUGGGGUGGGGGGAGGGACACACUUCCUGCCAUGACCAUCUCAGUCAUGUGGGGAGAGGAAAAUAUCAAACAUGGGCUGAACAGUGUGUGACCAGAGCCCCUUCAGGAGAUCAUGUCAGGAGCAGUGCGCCAUCAGCAGAGCUGGAGAUACUGGGCUGGGGGAUCGGGGUCCAAUGAAGCCCCCCCACACCCUCUUUUACAAUCCCCAUGUGUCAACCAAGAGUGCUAGUGGCAUUUUCCACAUCUGUGUCAGUACCUCGGACCCCCAAAAACGAGACAAGCAGAUGGAUGGCAAGCAUUUGGGAAAGGCCUGUUGCUCAAUUUUGAGCAGCAAAAAAAACAGAUUGUCUAUCACAUGUCUCUAUUGUUUACAUAUCGAUGCUACUUUCAAAGGGUACGCAAACAAAAAAGGAAUCGGGUAUGGAUGUUGGACUAUCCUGUAAAAAGCCUUGGCUGUCUGCCAGCUUUACAUCCCCCACAAGUAGCCGUCACGCUAGUUUACAAGCAACAUGCUCAUUGUUUAUAAAAAUGUGCCAAUUGAGAGAGAGAGAGGGAGAGGAAAAGUAAAAAUAUGAAACUGGGACGUCGGGGAAAGGUGCCGAAGGUUGAAGGAACGGAGCUGGGAAAGUGAGGUGGGAUCCUGAAAGAGAUGCGGAUGUUUGAAGGAGCAAGACAUCAGAGGCGGGACCUUUGGUGUCCUUAAAAUGACAGAGGGAGAUGGAUGUCAUGUCCAAUCACGUCAUCAGUUUGUCCUGCAAGCGGAAGAGGGAGUGAGCACUAUUGUAUAUCUGUAGCUUGUACUGUAUUAACUCUGAAUUCAGAGUGUUUGUGACGGGGAGGCCUUAAAAGAUGCGGGCUUUCAUCGUAUAAGUGGGAGCUCAAUACAAGCUGUAUUACCAGUGGAAUUUUUAUGCAUUUAUAUAUAGAUAUAUUUUUUUUCCUUUUAAGACCUUUGUUAAACAGGGGUGAUUUGAGCUGCAUAUUGCAACAACGUAUAUGUCUUCCUUGGAGGAAAGUGAGGAGAGUAAGGAAAUGGGCAGGCUUCACACUAAUCAGUCCAUGAAGGGUUGCUGCCCAGAGACUGUCUGACUGGAGAUAGUGCCACCUACGGGCCAGAAGAGACGGCACACGUGUUGAGGCUCCCAAGAGGCCAAAGAUCGUUCGUUGAUGGGACAACUAUUAGCGGGGAAUUCUAUCUUUAACUAUAGCGUCCUUUGAAUAUAGGCUGACAAGGAUUUUAUUUUCUUAUUUACUUUUGAAAACCAAGUUAUUGUGUCUGGGAUUCAGACUAUAUUCUGUUCAGUUUUAUAUUGAAAUGUGGUUAGGAAACACUAACAAGGUGAUCUAAUGGCACACCUUUUAUUUUGUUAGUUAUAUAAUAGCACAGUACUGCCUUUGUUCCCUGCACUUGAUCUGAUAACAUGUUACACUAACAUCAAAAUCGACACGACUCAAGCACCACUGCGCUCAUUUCGAGUCUGAACAAAGCGAUCUUACUCCUCAGUCGUCAGUGUUGUCUUUCGAUAGCCUGUCGCAUCCGUUUAGGCGUCGGGUCAUGUCCGUCAACUGUGUGCCAAAUUUGAACACGCAGUUCGAGGACCAAGCCAACUUUUUGCAUGCAUGGGUCACUUCAUAUUUUGUUCUGUUUAUUUACUUCAACUUGAUGUCAUGCCAUUGGACAACAGCGCUUCAAACCUUUGUGGGGUUUUUUGCUGGCGUUCCUUCAUAAUGCGCAUCAUAGCCUCAAAUACUAUGCUGUGAAAAAGUGGAGUGGCUGCAUCUUCACGAUGAGCAUGAACACAUUUAAAGUGCAGCAUAUUUGUCAUCGGGGGCGCAUUGCUUUCCUUCAAGAGACUAAACACUCGGAUGUGGUGCCUUAUUGUGCCUGCUGUGAGGCCACAUGUAUAACAAGUCUGUUGCCGUGGGCAUACGUGCACUAUAGUCAACGUGUGCCAUGAUGUUGCACUUGUUUCAGUGUUUGGGGCUCUUCUGCAUUACGAGCCCUUUGUUUCUUCAACUAGAAGCUUCCAUCAAGGCACCAAUGUGACAUUGUUUAUGUGCAGCUUGAUCCCAGUGUCCUUUGCCUUAUGAAUCAGUACUUGGGGAAGAUACUCGUAUUUAUUCUGUUCUUUUUCUCUUCAUUAUUGUUGCAGAGGUCAUACUUUUACUCAGUUAGGUAUAUUAUUAUUUAAAGUACCAAAUGUAUUAACACGUUAUGGCUGGUAACCAUACAGACAUCUCAGAUAUUAACAGUUUUUUUUAAUUGAUGUUUUUAUGUAGCUUUGUAUUCAUGUUUGCAUCCUUCAGUCAAAUACCAAGAUUUUUUUUUCAUGUGAAGCUUCAGUGUCCAAACAUCACCGUUCAGUCACACACGAGCCAGAGGAGAGGACAAGGAAGGAGCUCAUCCGGAAAGUAUUCACACG